Camelus dromedarius (Arabian camel) is the source of this 2686-nucleotide messenger RNA. RefSeq names its product CD8 subunit alpha (gene CD8A). The record is from RefSeq and is a predicted model, not a curated record. Gene Ontology annotation, cellular component: external side of plasma membrane. The coding region runs from base 661 to 1380 and encodes 239 amino acids. NCBI's taxonomy places the organism in Eukaryota, Metazoa, Chordata, Mammalia, Artiodactyla, Camelidae. Gene Ontology annotation, biological process: T cell mediated immunity; cell surface receptor signaling pathway; cytotoxic T cell differentiation. The transcript has 6 exons.
UUCCCGGCUGAGAGAAAGCCCGAAGGGUGCGGUCACCAGAGCACGCAGGUCCCACACAAGGCUUUGGUGGAGGCUGCCCAGUGGAUGUCUCCUCAGUGGAAGGGAGAAGGUCCUCCCUCCGUGAGCGCUCGGACUCCCCUGCGCAGUGCCCGAGAGGUGGGCCCGUCACUGACCCUUCUCAGCCCACGGUGCCACCCUGCGGACCCUAGGCCCCAGGGCGUCAGUGCUAGGGCCACUUCGAGCGAGGGCAACGAAGUGGACUCUCAUGUCUCCUUUCCUGCCUUCUCUCACCCUCAUGUCUUGAAAUGUCUCAUCUCUAUCCUGACUUUGUCACUCCCACAAGAGAGCCAUUUUAAGGGCCAUUUCCAAGCCCUUUUCCCUGUCCCAAACCCGCAGCUCUCAACCGUCCCCAGCUUCCUGGCAAGGCUGCCUCGACGGCUCCGGUUCACCCUCCGGCUCCGCUGGGCUGGAGGGUGACAACGGCGAAAAGGAGGGCGACUCUCUCCGCGGUGGGGCUUCGGGUGACAUCACAUCCUCCGAACGCGAAAUCGGCCUCGGCGGCCAGUCGAAGGGCGCAACUUCCCCCCUCGGCGUCCCACCGGCUCCUGCGCGCCUCCGAGCUCCGAGCUUCGAGCCGAAGCGCACGGCGGGGAGCGCGCCAUGGCCUCGCCCGUGACCGCCCUGCUGCUGCCGCUGGCCUGGCUGCUGAAUACCGACACCGCCCUCGGGUCUCACUUGUUCCGGAUGUCGCCAGAGAAGGUGCAGGCUCACCUGGGCGAGCAGGUGAAGCUGGACUGCGAGGUGCUGCAGCCCGGCCAGACUUCGGGCUGCUCCUGGCUCUACCAGAAGCCCGAGGCCGCCUCCGGACCCACAUUCCUGGCGUACAUCUCCAGCAGCCGGUCCAAGAUGGCCGAGGGGCUGAACACCAACUACAUCUCCGCCAAGAAGACCAGGGACUCCAACUUCCAGCUCACGCUGCACCGCUUCCGCGAGAAGGACCAAGGCUACUAUUUCUGCUCGGUCUUCAUCAACUCGGUUAUGCACUUCAGCAAACUCGUGCAAGUCUUCUUGCCAGCGAAGCCCACCACCACGACAGUGGCGACGCCGCCACCCAAGCGGGCGCCCACCAACGCGUCGCUGCCCGUGACUCCGCGCCCAGAAGCAUGCCGGCCCUCGGCGGGCAGCAAAGAUACAAGUGGCAUGGACUUCGCCUGUGAUCUCUACAUCUGGGCGCCCCUGGCUGGGACCUGCGCCAUCCUCCUUCUGUCACUAGUCAUCACCGUCAUCUGCAACCGCAGGAACCGAAGACGUGUCUGCAAAUGUCCCAGGCCGGUGGCCAGACAGGGAGGCAAGCCCAGCCCUUCAGAGAGAUACAUCUAACAGGGUGAUGGGCCCCGUGCGACAGCCACUACAGGACAUCAAACAGAGAACUCGCCCAAUGAAGAGAGUGAGAGUCCUUCCUUUUUGUUUUUUUCCAGCGUCCUUAUGUAUUCACUCCUAUUCUUGUUAUUUUCAUGGGGGAUGGGGUGGGAACGGUUACUUUUUCUUUAUGUGUUUGCUUUAAUUGAUGCAAAACGAGACUGUGUAACAUCGACGGUUCACCGCAAGGGUUCCAGUACCCCUGUGCUCACGUACUGGGGGAGGGAGGGAGCCAGAGCUACCGCAAGCUGCCUUCUCAGCACCAGGCUGUUAGAGCUGGCAGGGCCUCGGCACCCACUCAGCUCAAUUUUACCCCAUCUUACAAAGCCCAGAGGUGGGGAGCAGCUGGAUCAGAGGCCCAGCAGAGGCUCAGGGCUUGUCCUCCACAAUAUAUAGUUCUUUUCUUCUGGAGGCCUCUGUCUUCACGCAUGGAAGCCUGUGUCUUAAACCUCAAAGGAACAAGUUAUUUCUUGAGCACCUAUGAUAGACCCAUCACUGCGCCCCGAGCCCCGACAAGGUAAUGAAAUAAAAUUAGAAAACUUUACCGAGUUGUAUGAUGUAGUUAAACAGGAUCAGACUUGUUUUUAAUAACCAAGCGUGAAAUUAUACAGAUGAUAGGAAUUCCUCAAAUAAAGUGGAAGGGGUGACCUGAAUCCUGAAAAAUGAACAACUUGACCUCUAAAGGAAAGCUCUGUGAGAUCCCCAGGUAGAGGCAAAACAGCCCUCCCAGCCCAUGUGUUGCAGACAGACCCAUGAAAGAGGAGAGGCCGCCCUUUGCAAACGUGAUUUGAGCAUCGGGAAAGCUGAAGGGAGGUCAGCCCUCUCUGAAUUUGAGAUUCCGUAUUGGUACGUGCUCCUGGGAUCCUCGAUGACUUUUUGCUGGUUGUGAAGGCGGAACUGUGAGAGAGCACCCGGCACAGGUCCUAGCCUCCCCUGGACCAGCAGGGAUGGGGAUGUGGGGAUGGAGCAGGAGAGACCCUGGGGAGGGGGCUGAACCCAGACUGCUGGCCCACACAUGCGCUUCCUCUCUUAAUGGGCUUGUGCUAAUGUGACCUGCUCAUUGCAGGAAAAAACUUAGAUAAGGUAAUAAUAAAAGGUAAUAAAAGUCACCCACAAUUCUUAACCUCAAGUAUCACUGUUAAUAUUAUGAUGUCCAUUCUUUCUGAUUAUUUUCUAUGCACAUAUACAUGAUACAUACUUUAAAAAGUGGGAUGGCACUAUGCUUUUAUAAGUGGCUUUAAUAAACAUUUACGGCAUACUUUUUUAA